AUGAACUUCCAUCUUUUUCUGAUCCUCGGCCUGGCCAUAGCUUUCACAAACGGACAAGUAUUUCCUGGAGGAAUCGACGAUCUGUACGAAAUCUCUUCGGAUGACUAUCCAGCCGCCCCUAAGAAACGCACCUUCUUUGCGAAGUUCAAAAACGAAACUGGAGCCAAGACCAACAAACUAAUGUACAAGAACAAUGCGGAUUAUGAUCUGUUCCUCAGUCUGCUCGAAGGGUACGUUAUAGCUGAUUCACGGCUGGCUUGAGCCACCGGGUCUUGACACAAUAAGAAAAGAAAAAGUGUCUGGUUGAGGGAGAGCCUGUUUGCGUCCCAAGUUAGCCGUGGACCGGCUAUAACGGAAAAACGAUGAUUAAAAAUGUUUUCUUCCAGAACGAAAAAUGAGGCGUUUGUCUUCGACCCGGAGCUCUACCUCUUCGACUCUAAAGGACUCCCUUACAUUACCUGUUUGGCUUACGACUCUUCGGUCUCUUCUGUCCAGACGUCUCUCCGCUGCCAAACAGCGAGGCCUGGGGAACGUCCCUCUUGCUUUGCCUCCUAUGAUGCAAAGAAUAAUGAAAUGAAGCAGGGAUGCUACGUCUACAAAAUCGUGGGUUUUGAACAUAAUUUGGACUUGCGAAGUUGAUUUUGAAAAUUUCAAACAAUGUCACUCAGUAAGCUGAUGAGAGUUUAAAUUUAAGAAAAAGAUGAUAGAAGAAAUGGCGCAAAAGUAUUCAUAUAGUCCGUUCAGAUUUUGAAUGUCAAGUAGAAUGACGUCAUUCGAAAACGAUCUGUGGAUGGCUCGCUUUCUGAUUGGUUUAUCGCGCUAUUAGGGGGCGGAGCUUCAGCGAUCACUUGACAUUAAAAAUCAGAGCAGACUAUAGGGGCGACGUGGCGCAACAGGUUGUGUGCCUUUCCACGGUCCAAAGGGUCACAAGUUCGAUCCCCGCUGAGUCCUAAACAAGAGUUUUGAGAAAUGUUGGUAGAGGAUAAUCUUCAGCCGUUACGCAAGACUACUAGAGCCAUUCCACUAGUUAUCACUGAUAUCAGGAUAUCUUGCCCCUAUGACUUGGGGCCCGACGCCGGUCAAGCGGUACAGAGGAUCUUAAAAGAAGAAUAAGCGUUUUUGGGAAAAAAAAAUUUUCUGAAUGAAUUUCUAAUAACCAGUUUUUUUUCAGAGCGAGGAGACCCACUGCGACAACCGAAAACUCUGCGAGAUCAAGGCUCCUUAUAGCGAAACCUUGUGUUGCUGCGUCGGCAAGUGGUGCAACUUGGAAAAUCGCGUCCUUUACAAAGACACCGCUCUGAACGAAGUCUUCAACAAGACCAUCAGUCCUCGUUAUACCAAUAUCUAG
Molecule: messenger RNA, 1348 nt
Organism: Caenorhabditis auriculariae
Lineage: Eukaryota; Metazoa; Nematoda; Chromadorea; Rhabditida; Rhabditidae
Source: the annotation of a GenBank genome assembly